AUGUUGUUUGCUGACGACAUCGUACUGUGUACUGAGGAUAAUGAAGAAGCCGAACAAGAGCUAGAAAGAUGGAGGCAUGCCCUAGAGAGACGAGCGAUGAAGAUCAAGGGCAAGGUAAGCAGAACUUGCGUGAGACCAGCCAUUAUGCACGACCUAGAAACAAUCCCCCUCACGAAAGCUGCUGAAAGCAAAAUGGAGGUAGCAGAGAUGAGAAUGCUGCGUUUCUCGCUGGGGCUGACGAGAUUAAAUAGGGUCCCAAACGCGGAAGUUAGAAAGCAGCUGCAAACUAGAAGAUUUGGGGAUAAGCUAAGAGAAAAAGCAGUUUCUGACUUCUGA
Molecule: messenger RNA, 336 nt
Organism: Penaeus indicus
Lineage: Eukaryota; Metazoa; Arthropoda; Malacostraca; Decapoda; Penaeidae
Exons: 3
Coding region: 1-336 (111 amino acids)
Source: RefSeq, a predicted model, not a curated record